Molecule: messenger RNA, 1218 nt
Organism: Fulvia fulva
Lineage: Eukaryota; Fungi; Ascomycota; Dothideomycetes; Mycosphaerellales; Mycosphaerellaceae
Product: CRAL-TRIO domain-containing protein
Exons: 1
Coding region: 1-1218 (405 amino acids)
Molecular function (GO): phosphatidylinositol transfer activity
Source: RefSeq, a predicted model, not a curated record
AUGACGGACACCCCCCAGAGUGGCGCCAUUGGAAACGAGAACCUCAGGCCGAAGAUGAACGGAGCACCAGACGACAAUUCUCGGCCGGCGUCGUUCGUUUCCGCCGUCUCAUCCCAGCUUCAGACCACAGACACGCCAGCCAGCAGCGCCACCCAGACUACCGCAGGUGCUGAACGAGAAGAGGAGGAAUGGACACCACCUACCAAUGGCCCGUUGAAGACCCCAAUCCCGAAGCAUUCACGACACAGCAAGAUCGCGCCACAGCCCAAGCUCACAGCCGAGCAAGAGUCGAAAUAUACCACAGUCCUGGAACAGGUGUCACAAUGGACAACAAUUCCUACCUCGACUGCCAAGGGUGCCCCGCAGGCACCGCUUGAGGAGCACGAGCGAAUGUUCUUGACACGAGAGUGUCUGCUCAGAUACCUACGUGCGACCAAGUGGAAGCCGGUCGAUGCUGUACGGAGGUUGCAAGAGACACUGAGCUGGCGAAGAGAAUAUGGCGCAGACACGUUCACACACGACUACAUCAGUCCCGAGAACGAGACGGGAAAGCAAGUACAGCUUGGCUUUGACAAUGAUGGGCGUCCAUGCCUAUACCUCAACCCUGGAAAGCAGAACACCAAAAUGUCGGACAGGCAGAUACACCAUCUAUGCUACAUGCUCGAUCGGACUAUCGAUAUGAUGCCGGCAGGUGUGGAGAACAGCGCGCUCAUCAUCAACUUCCAGGGCGCUGCUAGUGGCACUGUCCCGUCAGUCGGUCAAGCAAGGGCAGUUUUGAACAUUCUCCAAGGACACAACCCUGAGCGUCUAGGCAAAGCAUUGAUCAGCAAGACUCCGUGGUAUGUGAACACCUUUUUCAAGCUCGUUAGUCCUUUCAUCGACCCUGUGACGAGGGAGAAGAUGAAGUUCAACGAGGACCUCCGAAAAUACAUUCCUGUCGAGCAGCUCUGGAAAGAUGAUGGUGGUGACCUCAACUUCGAGUACGACCAUGCAGUUUACUGGCCUGCAUUUGACGAGGAGUGUAAGAAGCGACGAGAGUCAUACCGAAAGCGAUGGGAGGAGGGCGGCAAGAAGCUCGGCGAGUAUGAGGAAUACCUACGAGGAGGCAGCCAGUCUUCUCUUCAGCAAAUAUCAGGGCAAGCAGACGAGGCUGCUACACAACCGCAGAGCCAGGACGCUGACAUGGCGGCUGAAGGAGCGGCCAAGUUGACGGUUUAG